UCAAAACAAAACCUCUCUAAAACGGAAAAUCUCAGCUUCUCUCUCUCUUCUAUUCCGGUUUUUGGCUACCACACCGUCUCCGAAGAGGUUAUGGGUUUUUUCUCAGGAUACACGGAGCUUGAGCAGCAGCAGCAGACAAGUCUAUCUCGUGUUUGGGGGUUUCGAAGAGACUAACGAGAUUCGUGGAUUUCGUCAAUUCCUGGGUUUUCUCUAGAUUGUCGUUUCGGUGGUGUUUUUUUGGGGAUAUAAGGAAAACAUGGAACCCAAUGAGGAAGAUAAUGUGUCAUUGACACCUACUGCUCAAAUCACAGCACCUCCACAGCCAGGUUUCUCUGCCUUACCACCUGUGGUUCCUCCUUCUUUCCCCCCACCAAUGGCCCCAAUACCAAUGAUGCCACAUCCUCCAGUUGCCCGUCCACCUACUUUUAGGCCACCUGUUUCACAAAAUGGUGAAGCGAAAGCCAGUGACUCAGAUACGGAUUCAGACGAUGAACAUUUUGAGAUAUCUGAAGGGAGUAGGCAGGUCAGAGAAAGACAGGAAAAGGCAAUGCAAGAUUUGUUGGUAAAGCGUCGUACUGCUGCUGUCGCAGUUCCAACAAAUGACAAAUCUGUUAGGGAUCGCCUUAGACGACUUGGGGAGCCCAUUACUCUAUUUGGAGAACAGGAGAUGGAGAGAAGAGCUAGGUUGGCUCAGCUUAUGGGUAGGCUUGAUUUGAAUGGGCAGUUGGAUAAACUGCUUGAAGCUCACGACGAAGAUGCGGCGCCUAAAGAAAAAGUGGAUGAUGAUGUACCUGAAUACCCUUUUUUUACCGAGGGUCCAAAGGAACUUAGAGAGGCUAGAAUAGAAAUUGCCAAGUUUUCUAUCAAGAGAGCUGCUGUCAGGAUUCAGCGUGCAAAGCGGCGGAGGGAUGAUCCAGAUGAAGAUAUGGAUGCAGAGACUAAGUGGGCUUUAAAGCAGGCUAGAAACAUGGUCCUUGAUUGCAGUAAUUUUGGAGACGAUCGUCCUCUUACUGGCUGCUCCUUCUCUCGCGAUGGAAAAAUACUUGCCACAUGUUCUCUAAGUGGAGUUACGAAACUGUGGGAGAUGCCUCAAGUUACAAAAAAGAUCGCUGUCUUGAAGGACCACAAAGAACGUGCAACUGAUGUAGUGUUCUCCCCUGUGGAUGAUUGUCUAGCAACUGCUUCUGCUGAUCGAACUGCAAAGCUGUGGAAAACUGAUGGAACGCUCCUACAAACUUUUGAAGGUCAUUUGGAUCGUCUUGCACGGGUUGCCUUCCACCCAUCAGGAAGAUACCUGGGAACAACCAGCUUUGACAAAACAUGGAGAUUGUGGGAUAUAAACACAGGUGCAGAGCUGCUUUUGCAAGAAGGUCACAGUCGCAGUGUCUAUGGAAUUGCAUUUCAACAAGAUGGAGCAUUAGCAGCUUCUUCUGGGCUUGAUUCACUCGCACGGGUUUGGGAUCUCCGCACUGGUAGGAGUAUUCUUGUCUUCCAAGGACACAUCAAGCCUGUACUCUCAGUGAAUUUCUCUCCUAAUGGUUAUCACUUGGCAUCUGGUGGUGAGGAUAAUCAAUGCCGUAUUUGGGAUCUGAGAAUGAGAAAGUCACUGUACAUUAUCCCAGCUCAUGCUAACCUUGUGUCUCAAGUGAAGUAUGAACCACAAGAAGGCUACUUCCUGGCCACUGCCUCAUACGACACGAGAGUCAAUAUAUGGUCGGGAAGAGAUUUCUCGCUCGUCAAAAGCUUAGCAGGGCAUGAGUCAAAAGUUGCCUCGCUCGAUAUCACUGCAGAUAGCUCGUGUAUCGCCACUGUAUCACAUGACCGCACCAUCAAGCUUUGGACGAGCAGUGGAAAUGGUGAAGAUGAAGAUGAAGGGAAAGAUACAAUGGACAUAGAUCUUUAGAGAUUAGCUUGUUAGAGAGAAUCCUUAAAUCGUUAUUGAUAUCUUGUCGGGAUCUAUACAAAUUCAGGAUGAUGAUGGCACAUUGUCUUUGAGAAUUUUUGCCAUUUUGUUCAACAAAAACAAACGAGUCAACUUUGUUUAGAUGAGUUACUUCAAACCAUCUUAACCAAAAAUUACGUUACUGUAUUAGAUUGUACAAGAAACUAAAGUAAUGGUUCUGUAUUUGUCAGAGGCAAAGCAGGAGCGAGAUUUGCGGUUAGAAACUCUCUAGCUCAAGCUGUAGUUGAAGGCACUGGAGAUCAUUGCUGUGAAUAUAUGACUGGUGGAGUGUCGUUGUUGUACUUGGGAAAGUUGGUAGAAAUGUAGCCGCCGGGAUGACAGGUAGAUUGGCAUAUAUCCUUGACGAGGACAAUACACUCCUCCCUAAGGUGAACAAGGAGAUAGUGAAGACCCAAAGACUGACUUCACCAGUGGGACAAACACAGCUUAAGGGCCUGAUCCAAGCUCAUGCGGAUAAAACGGGAAUCAGCAAAGGAGCAAUGAUAGUAGAGGAAUGGGACAAGCAUCUAGGAAUGUUCUGGCAACUAAAAUUAAAUCUAAUGGUAGAUUGUAACUGUUGCUCAGUUCAGACAGCCUUAAUGUAAUUUGCUUCAGUUCAGCAGUUUUUCAUAUUCUUCUCCU
Camelina sativa (false flax) is the source of this 2584-nucleotide messenger RNA. RefSeq names its product U4/U6 small nuclear ribonucleoprotein PRP4-like protein. The record is from RefSeq and is a predicted model, not a curated record. Gene Ontology annotation, cellular component: U4/U6 x U5 tri-snRNP complex. Gene Ontology annotation, molecular function: U6 snRNA binding; U4 snRNA binding; protein binding. Gene Ontology annotation, biological process: mRNA splicing, via spliceosome. NCBI's taxonomy places the organism in Eukaryota, Viridiplantae, Streptophyta, Magnoliopsida, Brassicales, Brassicaceae.